GCUCACACACACACACACACACACACACACACUGUACUUAUAUGGCUAUAGACCACAAAAGUCAUCUUAACAUUCACUUCCUUUUCUGGUGUGUGGGGGGGGCCUAAGAAGGUUUAAUCACUUCACAUGCAUCAGCUACAGUGUCACACACGGAAAUCAAGAGUCAAUUGUCCUUAUAUAUAUAUAUAUAUAUAUAUAUAUAUAUAUAUAUAUAUAUAUAUAUAUAUAUAUAUCUCCUUUUUGUUGCCUUAGUAACAUUAAAUCAAAGUUGCAGUUUAGAGUUGAGGAACUUAGAAGGAGACAUAACAGCAGAUGCAGAUACUCACUACCGUAUCUAGGUGCGAUGGAGGAUUUUUCUAAACAUUCAGGCAUCAAAAGGACCUUUUCUCUGAUAUGCUACAUGUUCUGGAUUCUCUCACCAGCAGAAGGAAACACCAUCUCUGAGUUGGUUGGCAGAAGAGUGACCCUGCACUGUAAGAACACAUCAAUUAGUACGCUCAGUCAGCUGACAUGGAAAAUGAACGGGAAUCUACUCUUCAGUUUCAGACCAAACUUCACCUUACACACCAGUAAUACAUCUUCCAAACUGAGCAUAAACAUGUCUCUGUCAGAGAGCCAACUGUACGCACUGGUCAUAGAGAGAGUCCAGAAGUCUCACACAGGAAACUACACCUGUGAGACCAACACUCUGACAGGACUUUGGGAAGAGAAGUGGGAGCUGAUAAUUACAGAGGACGAGGAAGCUGAACAUCGAAAAAUUAUACAGUUUGCUGUGGUAAUUGGUGUUCCCUGCGUGAGUUGCUUAAUCUUAAUAAUUGCUGUGAUUGUUCUGCGAAGAGUCUACAAACAGCGUGCAGAAAAUAGCAAAUAUUCCCCCACUGCAGAUAUGCAGCAGGAGGAGCCAACUGAAGUUAUUUAUGAUAACUGCCUGAACAAUCUUCAACAUCCUGGCUACAAUCAAUCUUACCAUUACAAACCCAGGGCUCACUGAUAUGAAGGGCAACAAUCUAAAAGGGGAAUACCAAAAGGAAGCGAGUACUGGAAGUUGGCAACAAUCCAUGUUUCUGGAGUAGAAACACAUUGUAAACACCUUCUGUAGCAGUGAAGUAUUUUUGGUGUGUGGUGUUUGGUGCCGAGCUGGUAGUUUACAGAUGCUUUUUAAAGAUAUUUUUGUUGUUGCUGAAAACAGAUGUCUGCUACAGCUUUAAACAAGGAUAGUCAGAGGGGCGUUGCAGGUUACAGAUUGAAAACAAUUGGGAAAUAAUUAAUAAAUAAUAAUAAUAAUAAAUAAAAUGCUCUGUAGAGCUGAGAGGAAGUGUAGAAUCAGGUGAUCGUUUUCUGUGGCUAGGGUUAGAGUUACACACUGUCAGCAGCUUGAAAAGAUGCAUGCAUGGGUCAAUGGAAAGUAGAUGUCAAUCAUUCGUGGUUAGACAAGUUAAAUGUCAAAAAUAUCUGAACAAAUGAAAUAAAACUAACCACAUCCCACACAGGAAAACCACAUUUUCUGUCAUUUAAUGAGUAAUAUAUCUUUUAUUAGACCCUCCCUGACUCCUGAACGCCCAUUUCUUUCAAACAACACGACUCCAGGCUUUUAAUUUAAAAUAUUACAUUGUGGAGUGGAAGCAUUAGUAGCACUACGAGGCAAUGAUCUUCUGGGUCCGCGUUUUUUUUGUCUUAUGCACGUGGGCAACGUAAUAAAUUUCCUGCCAUUCGUUUCCAAUAUUCUGUUGAUAGACAGCUGGUGGCAGUAAUGUGCCAUUGAAUAAGACUUCCAGCAAGUAAACAUGGAUGUAAAAAAAUUUUUUAAAAAUGAAGAAAAAAAAAUGGCUUUGCAAAUGUUUUACGAGGAAGGAAAUGCAUUAAGUUUGUCAGGCCUCAUAAACACAAUGCUGAGUAACAUUGAAUGUAAACUUAUCUUUUGUUUCUUUAUAAUAAAUUCCACUUGAGGCUGCUUUUAGUCUUAAGACCAAGCCAAAACCUUGACAACAAUCAAUUUUUUAAACUUUUAAACUAAACCUUUUAAACUGAAAGAGAGUGCCCCUUAAAAGAACAGGUUCAGAUUUUUUGUAUGCGUUUCGGGAGAGUUAUGGGUUGUGUUAUCUGAACCUGUUCUUUAGAAGUAUGUGUCAUGAAUGAUGUGACACAUUCAGCAGUGUGGUGAUCAAAAACAUGUCUCUAAUCACAAGACUUACAGCCAAGCGAAGAUAUUUCCUCACAUAAAAGGAUAUUUUGUUUUCCAAGGGUCUGGCCUGUGGCAGCUGCCAUUUCCUGCUAUGAUCUGUUCUUCAACUUUGUGGAUGUAUGUUUGUUGAGUCAAUAAAAAAGUAUGUUUUAGGGCAAGAC
Molecule: messenger RNA, 2343 nt
Organism: Micropterus salmoides (largemouth bass)
Lineage: Eukaryota; Metazoa; Chordata; Actinopteri; Centrarchiformes; Centrarchidae
Exons: 6
Coding region: 344-991 (215 amino acids)
Source: RefSeq, a predicted model, not a curated record